GUGACGGAGUUGGAGAGUCUUCCUCAGGACGUGUCCCGGUCAGCAUACACUCAGAGGAUUCUGGAAAUCGUCAGCAACAUCAAGAAGCAGAAGGAGGAGAUAACGAAGAUUCUGUCGGACACCAGGGAGCUGCAGAAGGAGAUCAACAGCCUGACGGGGAAACUGGACCGCACUUUUGCUGUGACGGAUGAGCUGGUCUUUAAGGACGCCAAGAAAGACGAAUCCGUCCGAAAGUCCUACAAGUACCUGGCGGCUUUGCACGAAAACUGUAACCAGCUGAUCCAGACCAUCGAGGACACGGGCACGAUCCUGAGAGAGAUCCGAGAUCUGGAGGAGCAGAUCGAGACAGAGAAUGGGAACAAAACGGUGUCAAAUCUGGAGCGGAUCCUGGAGGACUUCAAGGCCAUUCGCCAGGAGAACGCUGCACUCGCUGCCAAAGUCAAAGAGGGCUGAGCUCCUGGCUGAAGAGCUGAGGCUGAAAGCCACGCGGUGCUGGAUGGAGGCGGCUCUCCCUGUGGUUGCAGGCUGUGAUUUUCUAUAGAGAGACAGCAAAACUAAUCCAGAAAUGUAAUGUGCACGUGGACGGAGCGCGCUCAUUCCCAGCUGAACCAGAUUCACUGUUUGGGGCUUGAAAGCUGCAUCACACAGACUGCAGAGGCUUUCACAGAACCACGAUUUCCUAACACGAGUCCAGUUUCAGACCUCAGCAGUUCUGUCAUGAUCAUAUUUGACCUUAAAUGAGGAGUGAAUGGCAUUUGAAUGUAAUCUAAAUGAAAGCUGUGGAGACGCAGCACAAAGUAUUGUUGUGUGCAAACAAGAAUAAAGAUGCCUUACACAGGGGGAA
Molecule: messenger RNA, 844 nt
Organism: Oryzias melastigma (Indian medaka)
Lineage: Eukaryota; Metazoa; Chordata; Actinopteri; Beloniformes; Adrianichthyidae
Product: coiled-coil domain-containing protein 22
Biological process (GO): positive regulation of ubiquitin-dependent protein catabolic process
Molecular function (GO): cullin family protein binding
Source: RefSeq, a predicted model, not a curated record